CAGAAGACACACACUCGAUAAAGUGACAGCAAACAUACUGCAGAAUGCAAGAAUGGCUCCCACUGUCUGCAAACUGACUCAGACUGGACAAGAAAAAACUAAAGUGAGGAAACCAGUGGUGGAAAAGAUGCGCAGAGAUCGUAUUAACAGAUGCAUCGAACAGCUUAAGGUUCUCCUGAAAGCCGAGAUAAAAGCCAGCCAGCCCUGUGCUAAACUAGAGAAGGCUGAUGUUCUGGAAAUGGCUGUGUUUUACCUGAAGAGCAACACCUGUCCGAGCGUGCAUGCGCAGAGCUACACGCACGGGUUCUCCAGGUGUACAGAGGAGACCGGGAGAUUUAUGGUGCAACAGAACGCCAAGCCAGUUUUAAAGGGACAGUGUGACACAACACAGCGAGCCAGAGUAAGCGUGGAAGACAGCUGUCAGAUCACAUCAAAGAGCAGCGGAGAACAUGUGCUCUGGAGACCCUGGUGAUCUACAGAGAACAGACUGUUUCUCAAAAUAAGUCAAACACUUUGUUUUUAUAAAACGUGGAUGUAGACAGCAGCUGUCACGACGCAGAGAAUGUACCAGUCUACCCCAUACCUGAGUCUGAGAGCACGCAUCUAUUGCUUUACUUCACCUGUGUGGAGAUGAACUUCAUUUACAUAUUGUAAACAUGAGGACUACGACUCCUCAGUAGGUUUCUGUUGAAAAUGAGCUUUUUAAUGAGGUCUGUAACCUUUAGAGGUGUUAAAUGCAUCAUACUGAUGACAGUCUCAAAAAUAAACUAAAGUUACACACA
Molecule: messenger RNA, 782 nt
Organism: Carassius auratus (goldfish)
Lineage: Eukaryota; Metazoa; Chordata; Actinopteri; Cypriniformes; Cyprinidae
Product: transcription factor HES-5-like
Exons: 2
Coding region: 53-472 (139 amino acids)
Molecular function (GO): protein dimerization activity
Source: RefSeq, a predicted model, not a curated record